AUGAGGCAGAAAACUCAGACUCCNCAAGAUGCAUCACUGAGAAAAGCAUUGGUGAAUAUGAGAUAUGGAAAUUGUACUGCUGAGGACAUUAAAUUUUUGAGAACUCUUCAAGCCAGUAAAAAGCCAGGAAGACCUAACAUUGCUUCAAAGGAAUUCAGAAAUGUGGCAAUUAUAUGUGGAAGACACACACAAAAAGAUCAAAUUAAUCAAAUGGGGUGUGAAAGAUUUGCUGAGGAGACAGGCCAAAAAUUGACCCAUUUUUACUCUGUAGAUAAGUGGGGAAAGGAUGCUGAUCCAGCUAAUAAAACAAAGUGGGGAAAAUCAAAGGCUGCUUCAAAAUCAAAGCACAAGUCAAAUGAAAUCGACUUUGAUGAUCAACAUCAAAUCUGGAAUGUCAGACAUGGAUCAACUGAACACUUUGCUGGAAAGCUUUCACUCUGCCUUGGAAUGCCUGUGAUGAUCAGAAAUAAUGAUGCAACUGAGCUGUGCAUAACAAAAGGUCAAGAAGGAUUUGUAGUUGGAUGGCAGGCAAAGAAAGGUCCACAUGGAAAGAGAAUACUGGACACUCUAUUUGUAAAAUUAGAUAAGCCUUCAAAAACUAUUAAAAUACCUGGGCUUCCAGAAAAUGUGGUACCUUUAGUCAAGGGAACUAAAACUAUUACAUGUACAUUCCCUAGUGACCUGAAGGAGUCUAUAGAAAGACAACAAGUUUGGGUUCUACCUAAUUUUGCA
Laccaria bicolor S238N-H82 is the source of this 732-nucleotide messenger RNA. RefSeq lists its product as uncharacterized. The transcript has a single exon. The annotation marks the transcript as partial. Lineage: Eukaryota; Fungi; Basidiomycota; Agaricomycetes; Agaricales; Hydnangiaceae. The record is from RefSeq and is a predicted model, not a curated record.